Messenger RNA from Racocetra fulgida, 211 nucleotides. NCBI's taxonomy places the organism in Eukaryota, Fungi, Glomeromycota, Glomeromycetes, Diversisporales, Gigasporaceae. The record is from the annotation of a GenBank genome assembly.
GAGAAAAAAAAUAUUAUAUUCAAUACUAAUACUACUAACUUUUGGAGAUCAUUUCAAAGCAGAAUAAAAAAUGAAUUUAAAGAAAAAUUAGAUAGUAUUAGCAAAAAAAUAAUCAAAUUAGUGUCUAAAAAACAUAACAUCUCUGUUAAAAAUGAGGCUAAUUUUAAUUUACUUUUUGCAACUAUUCCUGAAAAUUUAAAUGGUCUAAAAA